CUUUCCUCUCGUAUUUGGUCUUAGUUGAUAAUUUGAUUAACUAGUUAGUUGUAAUGAAUUGAAGUAUGGAAAUACGUGUCCAAAAUGACUGAGGGUUAAAUCAAUUGGGAAAUUCAUUUUAUAAUAAUAUUUUGUAUAGUUUUAGGAACUUGUACACCAAAGGUUGUUAUUGAGUCAGCAAUGGAUGAAGAUUUAUCAAACUCUGGAACUAAAAAUAAAGGAGCUGUGUCUCAAGCAUGGACUAGAUUAUCCCAGUGGUACCAAGGAGUGGUGGACAGGACAGUUCCCUGGCAAAAGGGCCGAUGGUUGGCCGCAUUUUUUCUUAUUCUCGGAUUCUUGGCUAGAGUUGUUUUCGCUCAGGGAUGGUAUAUUGUCACAUAUGCCCUUGGAAUCUAUCAUUUGAAUUUGUUCAUAGCAUUUCUAACACCAAAAAUCGAUCCAGCCAUGGAUUUUGAUGCUGAAGAUAAUGGUCCAGAAUUACCAACUAGAGCAAAUGAGGAAUUCAGACCGUUCAUAAGAAGGUUGCCGGAGUUUAAGUUCUGGUACUCUGUAACAAGAAGUACGGUCAUAGGAUUUAUUUGUACCUUCUUUGAAUGUUUCAACAUUCCAGUAUUUUGGCCGAUAUUAGUAAUGUACUUCAUUACCCUGUUUUGUAUAACUAUGAAGAGGCAAAUAAAGCAUAUGAUCAAGUAUAGAUACUUACCAUUCACUCAUGGGAAACCAAAGUAUCAAGGCCAUGAAGACCAAGGCAAAGUCAUUAUUUCGAAGUGAGAGCAAGCAGUGCUCUAAAGUAUUUGACAAUUUUUUUAAAUGAAAUAACUUAUGAAACAUCUACUUAUGACAUGCCUUGAAUAAUGUAUCUAACUUUUCUUCUCUAUAAUGUUGAUGUUAUGAAAAUGUACUUUUUGAAGGGUGUAGAUAAAGAUGAAUAUACCAGAUAUUUGAGUUAUGUCAUACCGUUAAUGUUCAUAGUUUUAACCUGUAAACAAAAUAGAGUGGCAACAACGAGCCAGCCAGAAAACUCAAAUAUUUUGUCAUAAAUUUUUGCAUCAUACAUUUUCAAUUAGCUGCAAAUCUUGUGUAUAUGUUUAUAUGUAGAAAAUAUCUAAUUCAAGUCUAAAAAAAAUUAUUUCCUUAUAACAUCAUCAGAUAGGUAAUUAUUUGUUUUUUUCUAAUUUACCACUUGUAUGUUUUUUAUUUCCAAAUAAAUCGUUGUUCCUUA
This is a messenger RNA of Harmonia axyridis, 1222 nucleotides long. RefSeq names its product protein RER1. Gene Ontology annotation, biological process: retrograde vesicle-mediated transport, Golgi to endoplasmic reticulum; protein retention in ER lumen. Gene Ontology annotation, cellular component: Golgi membrane. The transcript has 6 exons. NCBI's taxonomy places the organism in Eukaryota, Metazoa, Arthropoda, Insecta, Coleoptera, Coccinellidae. The coding region runs from base 181 to 771 and encodes 196 amino acids. The record is from RefSeq and is a predicted model, not a curated record.